AUGUCUGAUCCCAAGCCAAAGAGAAUCGUCGUCGUUGGAGCAGGUGCUUCUGCUCGAAUCGUCAUCAAGCUCCUAAAGAAGACUUCAGGUGACAACGUUGACAUUACCGUCGUUCAGCCCAACACUUUUGCAAGUUUGCCCUUUUACCAAACCUUGGUCUUGACCGAUCGCGAAACAUUGGUUGGAAAUUCUACAUUUGCCGAAAUUGAAGGUGUCAACAAGACUGUCUACGGAACCGCUGUCGGGUGCUCUGAUGGACAAGUUGCCGUCCAACCUCUCGACAAAUCCAAAUCGGUCGAGACUGUCCCCUUUGAUACCUUGGUAUGUGCCACUGGAUUUGCCUUUCCAGUGGUCUGUGAAACUCCAGGACAAUCCCAAGCGGAACGACAAGCCGAAAUUGAUCAAUACGCCAAGGUUCUCACCUCAGGCCAAAAUGUAGUCGUCGGUGGAGGAGGCUCCGUUGGUGUUGAACUCGCAGCUGACAUCUUGGAAAAGCUUCCAGCCGAUAGCCGCAAGGGUAAGGUCACUUUAAUUUGUUCCUCGCCCAAGCUAUUGGCUAGCCAAGCCGACCGAUAUGGCGAAAAAUGCAAGGAAGUCUUGGAAGAACUCGGUGCUGAAAUCAUUUUCAACGAUCGUGUCAGUUCCCAGAAUGAUUCUAUCGUCAGUGAAGGAGCGCCCAUCACCUUGACUCUUAAGAGUGGCAAGACGCUCAGUUGCAAUGCUUAUGUUGCUGCCUAUGCCAGAGGUGCCAACACUUCCUGGCUCACCACAGCCGCCCCAGGUGGCUCUCCCCUCCCAGAAGGUCUCCUCAAUGAAAAGGGGCAAGUCAUUGUCAAUGAGUACAUGCAAAGUGCAGCCUAUGAUAAGUUGUAUGCCAUGGCCGCAACAUCUGAUAGAGCUGAGCCAUCACUGUUUCCCAAUGUCGAGUCCCAAGCCGCAACAGUGACCAAGAACAUUGUCAAGCCUAACAGUACCAAGCAAGCUCCCGGUGUCCCCAAUGCCAUGUACCAAUUGGUUGGACAUGAUACCUUUGGCACAGCCAUGCCCGAAAAUACUCCUCUCCCACCAGUCUGCGCCACCUUGUGUUGCACAUGGUGUGGAUUUCCAUGCAACAUGCUCUGCCCUUGCUUUUGCCUCGGUGUUCUCUUUGGUCCAUGCGACCCCAUGGUCUGUGGCAUGUGCUGUGCUCAUCCCGAAGGAAAGGGUCUUGCCAAUACCUUGAAGGGAACCAAAGAUAUGAAAAUGAUGGCCGCAAAUGCCGGAUACCACGUCAAGGGAAAGCCCGGAUUUGGUGAAGAAAUGGAACGUUCCUAA
Messenger RNA from Cylindrotheca closterium, 1314 nucleotides. The record is from the annotation of a GenBank genome assembly. Lineage: Eukaryota; Bacillariophyta; Bacillariophyceae; Bacillariales; Bacillariaceae.